GUCUCGGGAAUUCUGGUUCUCAAGCCACCGUUGCCUGCCCUCUGCAGCGCUCCACCUCCAUGGCCGGAGCGCUCGUAGCUCCUCCGGCACGGCGGCUCGUCGGCUUCCUCCCCCACCUUAGACCCGGUCUCCGGCCCAUCUGGUCGUCCUCCUGGAUCGACGACGACCCCGUCUUUCCCACCAGCUCAGCCUCCUCCACCGGCGCCGCCUCUUCUUCCCGUGCCCGCCAGAAGAAGCUCUCCCACCGCCUCUCGUCGGUAGUCGACGCCGUCAAUGAUCGGAAGCUUCCCCCCGAGCUCCGCGGCGGGGCCAACGCCGUCAGGUCAGAAACAGACAUAAUUAAUGUUGUGGAACGAAGAAUAUGGCACUCCAUGGAAGAAGGCCACUUUGAAAAUCUGCCAGGAAAGGGGAAACCUCUCGACCUUAGUGCAAACCCUCAUGCAGAUCCUGCAGAAGACACCUUGUAUAGGAUCCUUUCUAGAAAUGGUUGUGCGCCUGAGUGGGUUGAAUUAAACAAGGAAAUUCGUUCGAGCAUUGCAGAGUGGAGGUCAGCCUUGAAGAAAGCUUGGGCCAAAAGAUCCAAUGAUGAAGAUUCUGGAUGGCUUGAGGAUUCUGAGGCUCUCAAGGCACAGAUGCGCGGCAUCAAUGAUAAGGUCUUGCGUUACAAUCUCAUAGUACCCUUUGGCCGUCAAAUGUUUGGACUUAAAUGGGAGAAAGAAAUGGAUAAGUUGGAGUAGCCAAUUACAGACGCAUCCUUUUAUCAUGAUUCAGACACAGGAGUACAUGGAUAGGUUCUGAAUAAAUGCAAUAAUUACUUGUUACAUUAUGCUGCUAUGGAAGCAUAAAUGUGAUUAACAGUGCAAAAAUACAUGCUUAUUUUUUGAGUAGAAAAAUACAUGCAUGUGGACAUGAAUCUUUUCAGCUAUAGUGUUUAGAUGAUUUAGAAUGUGAUGGUUUCUUCUUGUUGCACAAGCUCCAUUCAAAAUAUGCAUUCUGAAUAUAUUUGUAUUUGGUAGAAGGUCAGCGGAAUGACUUACUGCCGUUUGCUGUCA
This is a messenger RNA of Phoenix dactylifera (date palm), 1052 nucleotides long. RefSeq lists its product as uncharacterized. The record is from RefSeq and is a predicted model, not a curated record. Lineage: Eukaryota; Viridiplantae; Streptophyta; Magnoliopsida; Arecales; Arecaceae.